Molecule: messenger RNA, 816 nt
Organism: Histoplasma mississippiense
Lineage: Eukaryota; Fungi; Ascomycota; Eurotiomycetes; Onygenales; Ajellomycetaceae
Exons: 4
Coding region: 1-816 (271 amino acids)
Biological process (GO): carbohydrate catabolic process
Cellular component (GO): extracellular region
Molecular function (GO): cutinase activity
Source: RefSeq, a predicted model, not a curated record
AUGUCCCCCGGACGAGUUCCUCGCUGCGCCAAAACCGCACAGACCACGCCGCUCCACAUUCCUGCUCAAGCUAUCAACCAAAAAGAUUCUACCGUUCACGACCUUGGUUUUUCGGCUGAUGGAAACCAGGCCCUGUUGCGUAUCUCCGCCUCGACCUUGCCAACCGCAAUAUCACCAGAACUUGGAAGAAAGGAUAGCAUUGAACGACGGGGUGUAAUUCCGGGCUGGGAUUGGUUAGAUGACCUCUUCGGAAAAUCAAAACCAAAGGGCGGGCAGACCACCGAAAAUGGGGUCAAAAAGUUCAAGGGUUGUCAGCCGUUAACUCUGAUAUUCGCCCGGGGCACGGACGAAGUCGGGAAUAUGGGAGAAAUAGUCGGUCCUUCUCUAGCAACCGCAUUGAGAACCCUUCUGAAAGGAAAGGUCACUGUCCAAGGAGUCGAUUACCCUGCCUCUCUUCUAGGAAACUUGGACUUCGGGGAAGAUGGUGGAAAAACCAUGGUUGACCUCGUCAACCAGUCGCUGUCGCAAUGCCCUAAUAGUAAGGUAGUCCUUGCUGGAUACUCUCAGGGAGCUUCAGUGAUCCAUAAUGCCUCUAUUGAUCUCUGGGAUGCUCAAAUAGCGAGAGUAGUGCUCUUUGGUGACCCGCUCCGUGGCCUUCCCCUCGUAGCUAUUGCCAAAGAUAAGGUGAUGGAGAUAUGCGCAAAAGGAGAUCCUAUAUGCCGAGGCGGUUUAGAUAUCACCGCUCAUUUGUCAUAUGCAGCGGAUGCGAAUAGCGCUGCUUCAUUCCUUGCAGAAGCCGUAACAGGGAAACAUUGA